Molecule: messenger RNA, 428 nt
Organism: Neolamprologus brichardi
Lineage: Eukaryota; Metazoa; Chordata; Actinopteri; Cichliformes; Cichlidae
Source: RefSeq, a predicted model, not a curated record
AAGCUUCAGAGGCUGUCAUUGACGGUGUGGCUGUCAAAAUUACAACAUUUGAGCCCACGCGGAAAAUGUCAACAUAUCUACUGGCAUUCAUCGUCAGCGACUUUGUUCCCAUUGAGUCAAACCAAAAUGAUUUGUUGAUUCGAAUCUGGGCUCGGAGAAAAGCAAUAGAUGAUGGGCAGGGGAGCUAUGCUCUCAAUGUUACGGGACCCAUCCUGAGGUUUUAUGAGCAUUAUUACAACACAUCAUAUCCUCUCUCCAAGUCAGAUCAGAUCGCUUUGCCCGACUUCAACGCUGGAGCAAUGGAGAACUGGGGUCUGGUCACAUACAGGGAAACGGCCCUGCUCUAUGACCCCAUCCUUUCCUCCACUGGAAACAAAGAGAGGGUCUCAACCGUGAUUGCCCAAAAGCUAAAGGCACUCAAAAGAUGA